GCCAAGCAUGGCGAUAAUGGCAGCUAACGCUCUACUCUCCCUCUCCAUAUGCUUCAUCUCUUUCAUGUUUCUCUCCAUCCAAACAGUGGUUUCUUCAUCAACAGAUUCAUUCGUCUUUGGAGGUUGUUCUCAACAAAAAUACACACCCAACUCACCCUUCGAGUCCAAUCUCAACUCACUAUUCACUUCCCUAGUUAACUCAGCCACUUACUCCACCUACAACACCUACACCAUCAUAGGCUCAAGUCCCCAAGACGUUGUUUACGGCCUUUACCAAUGCCGCGGCGACCUUUCUAUGCCGGAUUGCGCCACCUGCGUCGCCCGUGCAAUCACCAAAGCUGGCUCCUAUUGCCCGUCCGCAUGCGGUGGCGCGGUUCAGCUGCAAGGUUGCUACGUCAAGUACGACAACGCUACCUUCCUAGGAGUCCAGGAUAAGAACGUGGUGUUCAAGAAGUGUGGGCCGUCGGUGGAGUACGACAAGGAAUCGGAGAUCGUGGGCCGUCGAGAUGCGGUGAUGAAUGGGUUGAUGAACGGCGGUGGGUCAUUCAGAGUGGGCGGGUCAGGGGAUGUCCAGGGUUUGGCUCAAUGCGUGGGGGACCUUAACGCUGACGAUUGUCGGGAUUGUUUAUCGGAAGCAAUCGGACGGUUGAAAACAGAAUGUAGAGCAGCGGCGUACGGCGAUUUGUACUUGGGCAAGUGUUAUGCUAGGUUCUCCACUUUUGGGGCCUGGGAUAAUUUAGCUAAAAGACAUAAUUCGCCAUUUUCAUUGGUUUUUUGGCUGCUAAUGCCAUUGUUGUCUUCCUCAUUUUUUUUGCUUCCUUAACAAAGGUGGUGGACUGAAAUGGUAAAACACUAAACUUUUUACUUUUGGCUAAAAUCAUAAGAA
This is a messenger RNA of Gossypium arboreum, 886 nucleotides long. Its product is annotated as plasmodesmata-located protein 7-like. Lineage: Eukaryota; Viridiplantae; Streptophyta; Magnoliopsida; Malvales; Malvaceae. The transcript has a single exon. The coding region runs from base 8 to 823 and encodes 271 amino acids. The record is from RefSeq and is a predicted model, not a curated record. Gene Ontology annotation, cellular component: plasmodesma.